This is a messenger RNA of Solanum stenotomum, 2074 nucleotides long. RefSeq names its product pentatricopeptide repeat-containing protein At3g25210, mitochondrial. The transcript is spliced from 2 exons. The coding region runs from base 54 to 1193 and encodes 379 amino acids. Gene Ontology annotation, molecular function: protein binding. The record is from RefSeq and is a predicted model, not a curated record. NCBI's taxonomy places the organism in Eukaryota, Viridiplantae, Streptophyta, Magnoliopsida, Solanales, Solanaceae.
AAUCACAGCAACUCAACCAAACACACCCUUGUUUCUUCUCUCCGAUACCCACAAUGCAGGCGACCGUGCGCCGUCCGGUCAUCUCCUUUCUCUUCUCUUCACUAUCUCUCCGCCGUAUAUCCAGCUCCUCCUCCGCCGAUCACCACCCCAAAACCCUAACAUCUCCGCUGCCGUUCUCCGAUGAACUCCCAGUCCCUAUCCCUCGGACCCGAACUCAAACUCCAUUAGAGAAACAGUUCGAAUCAUGGAUCAACAAUCUCAAACCCGGGUUCACACCAGCUGAUGUAAACGAAGCCUUGAAAGCCCAAACCGACCCGGACUUUGCCCUCGAUAUCUUCCGGUGGACAGGCCAACAACGGGGCUACAAGCACAACCACGUCACUUACUUAAACAUGAUUAACAUUGCUGUCUCAAGUAAGCGCUAUCGCGUUGCGGAGACCCUAGUCGAGGAAGUUCUCGCCGGCGCUUGCCCGCCGAGCCUCCCUCUGUACAAUUCCAUGAUUAAGUUUUGCUGCGGUCGUAAAUUCUUAUUUAAUCGUGCAUUUGAUAUUUACAAGAAAAUGACUAAAUGUGAAGAUGCUAAGCCAUCAUUAGAGACUUAUAAUUUGUUGCUGAAUGCUCUUCUCAGUAAAUUUAAUAAGUUACAUGUUUGUUACGUGUAUUUACAUUCUGUUCGAUCAUUAGCAAAGCAAAUGAAGUCUUUUGGGGUGAUUCCAGAUACAUUUGCAUUGAAUAUGAUAAUCAAAGCUUACUCUAAGUGUCUGGAGGUUGAUGAGGCUAUUCGUGUUUAUCGUGAAAUGGGUUUGUAUGGAUGUGAGCCUGAUGCGUUUACCUAUGGCUAUAUAGCCAAAGGGUUGUGUGAGAAGGGAAGAGUGAAUCAGGGGCUUGAGUUUUUUAAGGAAAUGAGGAACAAAGGGUUUAUUCCGAAAGGAUCUACUUAUAUGAUACUGGCUUGUAGUCUUGCUUUGGAGCGUCGCUUUGAGGAUGCCACUGAGGUGGUGUUUGAUAUGUUGGAUAAUUCAUUGUCACCUGAUCAGCUUACUUAUAAAACAGUGAUGGAAGAAUUGAGUAGGGAAGGAAGAGGAGAUUAUGCAUUUGAACUUCUUGAAGAAUUUAAGAAGAGGGAUAGUUUAAUGAAUGAAAAGACUUACAAGUCUUUGUUGAAUACUUUAUAUUUUCUCAAUAAGGACUAGUAGAACUUUGAUAUGUUUAUGUUUUCAUUAUUGAUCAAUCGUCUUUUGGAAGUAUAUCUUUUGCCCGCCUGAUGAAUGAGAAGUUGUUUAUCAGCAAUAAGAUUCAGUAACGCCAUCAGCAAUUAGAACCGGAAAGGCUAGUCCUGCUGUUCAGAAUCAUCUUUUUCCAGCAUAGAUGGUUCAUUUGCACUUCGCAGUGCUGGAAAGUCUUGAGUUGCUGAUUCAGAUUUCAGGUAACUACAAGGACAAUAAUUCGAGGAAAUGGGGUGUGGUUAUUCUUUGGCAGAUGGAUCUCAAACUAAUGCUAAGUAGAUUCCAACUGUUUGGAGCUGUGAAUCAGACACUAAAGUGGAGAAACACUUCAUUGAACAGUGAUUGAAGAAGAAGUCUGGCCACUGGGAUAUCAUUAUGUAUUCAGGCUGAAAAUAGUGUUGGGCAUGGAAUGACUGUUUCAAGAGAAAAAGAGCCAGUAAUCUCAUGGUGCUGACUAAAAUGAAAGGUUGGUCCAGCCAAACAGUUGAUAUGUUGGAUACUUGUUGCUCAAUGCUUCCAUCAUGCCAAUUGAUAGUUGAGACUUGAGAGUUGGCUAAAUCAUGAAGUGUUUUGCAUCUGCACGUGAAUUGGUUUCUUGCUGCCCAUAAUCAAUGAGAAUGUAGUAGAAUUACCACAGGAGCGACAUGGAAAGUUAGUAUUCAUAUAGCUGACCUCAACUUGUGAUUGAAACAUAAUACUUGUUGUAGUAGGCUUACUUGGACGCCUGUUCUGUCAAAUUGAGUCUGUAAAUACCUCUUGACAAAGUUCAGACUCCAAAUUACUACAUUACAUUGUCGUUGUCAUUGUCAAGGAGAUGCUAAUGAAACAUAUUUUUCAAUUUUUCUUUU